AUGUCUACUGGAAAAUUGUUAGCGCUUCGGGAUCACUAUUCUAUGCGCGCAUGGUCGGCUGGGGACUGCGUUGGACUUUUCAACGGUAGUGGGAAUGGGGAAUGCUUGAAUGUUCGCAUGCUAUCUUCCAGAGUUGGCACAGUGGGUACAGUGCUUGGGAAUGAGGCGAUGUUGAGGGCCACAACUGGGGGGCAGAACAUGUGCAAGAGGGUGUUCUCAGAAAGCAGCGGCGACAGCGAGAUGAGGCGGAGAUUUGUACCGGUUACGAAGUUUGACGAGGAGACAUUGCCUGCAGAACAUGUAGUUGAUUUUUACUUCGGCAAGUUGCUGGCUCCAAAAGUACCGGUUGGACAUCUUAGGAGGUACAUUCCAGAGAUAUCCUAUAGGAAAAAGUGGGAGUUUGUAUGCAGGAAACACGGUAUGACAGUAGGUGCAUUGUCGGAGCAGAACACGCAAUGUGAAAGCGAUCCUGAUACAGAAAUUAUGGAAUUAAUUAACCACAAGCUCAACCAGCCUGUUGAGCAGCAGCCUAUUUUAUACCAAUUGGAACGGUUAUUACGUUUAAAGGGUCCAUGUUCAACGUUCAUCGCUCAGGACGGCAUAUCAAGGCUUUUAAAACAAUCCUGCUCGAUGACCCCGGAAAUGGAAUACGUAUACUUAAGGUGCUUCAAAACUCUAAUCAAUCAAGAACAAGGGCGAUCGGCUAUACUUGAGAAUAUAGAAGUCAUCGGGCUACUAUGUAAAUACGUGGCUAAUUCUUCCUCACAAGCUAGGACAAGGCUUCUCACCACUGAUAUUUUGUUGUUGCUUACGUAUAUGGACAGCGUUAAGGUAUCCCAGCAAUUGGAACAAUUCUACACUCAGUGGCUUGAAGCGGUGGAAACCACCAUCAAGGAUGAGACACAGUGGCAUGAUGAUGUCCCUAGUAACCAAAAACCACAACAACUAAUGAUAGAUUAUUGCGUGUCUACGAUGUUUUUAAUAAAUUCCUUAAUCCAAGGAAUUCCUACUUAUCGUGGCAAGAGUAGAUUAAUAAGGUUGCUAAAAGAUGCUGGAAUACAUAGGAUAUUUCACAGAAUAGUCAGCUCAGGGGAAAAAUUUGACUCAGAGAUUUUGCUCGAUGAGAUAUCUAAAUAUCAAAGCAGAGAAGGGGAAAUUAAUUCCAAGUUUGUAAUAGAUACACCAACACACCUGAAUGUGUCCUUUAAAUCUCAGAUUAAAACUAUUGUAACCUUAACACAAGGGACAUCCCUAGAAUCUUAUAUGACUCUCGUGCUGGACUCCAUUAGACAAAUUGUUACCUCACGGACAUCAGCGGAAGCUACUAAACUUUUACAGUUAUUUCAAUCGAUAUUCAAGUAUCUUAUAGAACAUUCAUAUGAAGAUGAGGAGUUGGGGACGGAAAUUGCACUGCAAGCUUCGUUAAACAAGUUGAUGGAUGACUUACAAUCUAAACAGGUUAACCAAAGGGCGGUACAGGAGCUAGAAGAAAUGAAAGUCAAGAUGGAGGAGAUGAAGAGGGUGAUCGCUAAAUUAGAGCAUCAAAAGGAAAUCGCGAAGAGUGUUAUUGCCAAAGAACUGAACGCUACAAAAGCAGCACUGUCCAUAAAGUUGGACUACAUCACAGAAUUAGAGGAAAGGCUAGAAUCAGUAGAAAUACUACGGAAAAAUGAACGUAUGAUCUACGAGCGAGAAUUAGCUAACAAGGAAAACGAAAGAAGAAGCUCAAACAACUCUAUCUUCUUAUUUGCAUCUUUGAAAAAUGGUAAUGGAUUACCGCAUACUAAUGUUAAUAGGACUCCGUCAUUGAAUAGAAAUAAAAGGAGAUCUUAUACUACCCUGCAAUCGAAUGAAACUCAUAGGCGGAGUUUUAGUGGACCAUACGGAGUUCCAAGCCAAGAGAAUGAGAACCUCUAUUCUAAUAACUUCUUCAACUCUUCAAGACCAAGUAAGCCAGAUAGUUCUAUCCGUGGUGAUUCAAUAUCACCCACUGCAUCUGCCGGGACACUGGAUUUAACGGUACCUGUUGCAACGUCUCCAAGACCCACAUUGUCCCAGAAUGCAAUUAGGGCCUCCAAACCACAAUCAGAGUUAGACAAGCCAACUAUCUUUAAACAACCAAGGCCAGUCCUUCCUGAUGCUCGUUUAAAACCGACAUUGUCACGGCCACUCCCACACCCAACUUCGUCAUUAGUCAAUAAACCUUCUAUGAACCCACCUCCACUGCCACCUCUGCCUGCGAUGUUUAAAGUUGACAUCCCGUCAUACCUGGCUCCUGCUGCAUCGGUAUCGUCUGCAUCGUUAGAAGUCACAGGCAAGGCAACGGCAGAUCCAUCAUCCUCAUCAUCAUCAUCAUCAUCACCACCACCACUGCCCAAUACAUUAGUUAAAACAGAAACUCUUACUGCAUCACCAAUAACUCCUUUACCACUGCCUGAAGUACUGUCAAGGCAACCAACAGCAUCGCUGUUCUCACUGCAGUUAUCAAAACCAGGACAAGUAUCCGAUGCCUUGGUAAAGCAUGUGUCACCAUCAUCUUCAUCUUCACCUCCACCACCUCUACCACCACCUUUACCCGAUACGUUAAUGAGACAUGUUACGGUUCAAUCAGGACCACCGCCACCACCACCACCGUUGCCUCGUACACUAAUGAAGCAUGUUACGGUUCCAUCGGCGCCACCACCACCGCCCCCACCCCCACUUCCUCCCUCUUUGAAACCAAUUAAUGAAAAUAAUAUUUCGAAUGAGGUUGGAGUGGCUUCUUUUGGCUCUCUGCCGCCUCCUCCGCCUCCUCCACCUCCCUUCCCUCUCUCAGCGAGUCCGGGUGCCCCAGAUAUUCCAAAAUUGGGGAAUGUAACAUUAUUAUCAGCACCAAAACUAAAGUUAAAGCAAAUUCAUUGGGAUAAAAUCGAUGACAUCAAGGAAACAGUAUGGUGUGACCAGUCACAACGUGUUUCUAAGAGCACUGAGUUGGCUAGUUUCGGAAUCUUCCAAGAAAUAGACGAAUUAUUCCAGCUUAAUCCAACUUCUCCUGCAAUUGCAAAUGCAACUGCUAACCUACUGAAAGCCAAAAGCACAAAGGUAUCUUUAUUAUCUCGUGAACUGGCCCAAGAAUUUGGAAUAAACUUGCACAUAUUUUCACAUUAUACUGUUGAAGAAUUGACAAGUAAAGUUUUAAAUUGCGAUAAUGAGGUUUUGAAAAAUCAAAGUGUUAUUGAAUUCUUUUGUAAGGAAGAAAUCAACAAUAUACCAAAGAGCGUUCAGCAACUGUUUGCCCCAUAUUCUGCAAACUACAUCACAGGAGAACAACCAGAUAGAGAUCCCAAUGAAUUAGACCGUGCAGAUCGGAUAUAUUUGGAGUUGUUUUAUAAUUUAAGAUCAUACUGGGGUGCAAGGUCAAAAUAUCUCCUGGUCAUACUAACUUUUGAUAAGGAUUACUUUGAUAUUUUACAUAAAUUGGAGAGGAUCGACGACGCUACAAAAGCGCUCCAAAAUUCUGCAAAAUUGAAGGAACUAUUCUUUAUAAUCGUUGAAAUUGGCAACUAUAUGAACCAAAGACCAGUAGCAGGGAUCCAAUUGAGCUCCUUGAACAAAUUGGCUUUCACCAAAACGAGCACGGACAACAAUAUGUCAUUUAUACAUGUCAUUGAACGUAUUGUGCGUAGGAAGUAUCCCUCUAUCCAUGACUUUGUAGAAGGACUAGACAAGAUAUUGGAAGUGCAAAAUAUAAUUGUCCAGCAUGUGCAACAAGAAGCACACGAAUUUUGUGACCGUAUAGCACAUCUGGAAAGGCUGACGACCAUUGGGAUACUCUCAGAUCCAUCCAGGUUCCACCCAGAGGACAAAUUCAUGCUGAAGACCGAAUCGAAGAUUCUCUUGGCGAAGAAGAAGGCGGACUUGUUAAAGGAUCAAUGCACCCUUACUAUGAGCGAUUUUGAGAAACUAAUGGUCUACUGGGGUGAGAACCCAAAUAACACAAACAGUAAGAACUCAUUUUUCAAAAAGUUCAUAGAUUUCAUAACUUUAUUCAGAAAGGCAGGCAAGGAGAACUCAGAGCGAGAGGAAAUGACCCGCAUAUACGAAAAAAGAAGACGAGCUCUGGAGCAGUCAGCAUCAUCUCAGCGUCAACGAAGAAGAGCAUCCAGACUGUCUACUGCUGCAUCCAUGGACGACGGUACCCAGCAGGAAGACGCAGUCGACACUUUGAUCAAGAAGUUGCGUAAUGUGCCACAUCACGACACGAGAAACACUAGAGACCAUAAGGGAGACAUACCAAAAUUCCAUAGCAGCAGAUCUAGAAAGAGAGACUCAGACGGAUUAUUGUCCAGGACGCAGGAGAUGCUACUAGACGUUAAGAGAAUAUGA
Molecule: messenger RNA, 4365 nt
Organism: Eremothecium cymbalariae DBVPG#7215
Lineage: Eukaryota; Fungi; Ascomycota; Saccharomycetes; Saccharomycetales; Saccharomycetaceae
Gene: BNR1
Product: formin BNR1
Exons: 1
Coding region: 1-4365 (1454 amino acids)
Biological process (GO): mitotic actomyosin contractile ring assembly; barbed-end actin filament capping; actin filament bundle assembly
Cellular component (GO): mating projection tip; cell division site; cellular bud neck
Molecular function (GO): actin binding; small GTPase binding
Source: RefSeq, a predicted model, not a curated record